AACCCAGGCUUGAAAUCAUCACCUUCAACCAAACUUUUCCCUCAAAACCCAAACUCUCUCUCCUCUUUCCCAAGAACAAAAAUUGACAUUCUAUUCAAUCAUUUGUCUUCCAAGAAAAAACCUUUCUUUUUUUGUUUGUUCCUUUGAGAGAGAUAGAGAGAGGGAGAGGGGGGAAUUGCUCAAUACUUCUCCCUCCUUUUCUUCUCCAUCAUCUCUUCCUCUUGGGGUUUCUUUAUCUACAUAUGGUUAAAAGAGGGCUUAGGUGAUACUAUUGAAGAAAAACUUGUGGGUUUUGAGUUUUAUUUUUGAGGAGCUAAUAAGAUGCUUGGUUGUGAAUGUCUUUGUUGGCAUAAACAUGCUGAUUUUGAAUUGCCUUUGCUUCAGCCUCAGCCUUUUUCUUUGCCUUCUCCUAUUCCAGAAUGGCCUGUAGGUCAAGGAUUUGCUACUGGAAAAAUUAACCUAGGAGAAUUAGAAGUGGUUAAAACCACCGAGUUCGAGAGUGUAUGGAGCUGCAGCUUAUUGGAUGGGAAAGGGAAAGGUGUCACAUUUUAUAGACCUGUGGGGAUUCCAGAUGGAUUCUUCUGUCUUGGAUAUUAUUGCCAGCCAAAUGAUCAGCCGUUGAGAGGGUAUGUUCUUGCGGCUCGGGAGAGGGAACCUUUGAGUCCCGAAGUUUAUUGUGAUUACGAGUCCGAUACGGACUUUCCUGCAUUAAGGAAGCCUGUUAAUUACUCCUUGAUUUGGAGUACGGAUUAUGGUAAUGAUUGUGGUUUCUUCUGGCUGCCGAACCCACCUUUGGGAUACAAAGCGAUGGGAAUUGUGGUUACCGACACCCCGGAUGAACCUAAUGUGGAGGAAGUUAGAUGUGUCCGAGAAGAUCUUACCAAGACUUGUGAGAUUAUGGACACCUUGCUUGCCACCGAUGCCAACACAUUUCAGGUUUGGACCACGAGACCUUGCAAAAGGGGUAUGUUCUGCAAAGGUGUUUCCGUAGGUACAUUCUUCUGCUGCACGUACUUCGUUUCCGAAGAUCAAGAGUUGGAGAUUGCAUGCUUGAAGAAUCUCGAUCCUUCAUUACAUGCGAUGCCGAAUCUGGACCAAAUCCACGCCCUCAUCAAGCAAUAUGGUGCAACGGUUUUCUUUCAUCCCACUGAAGAUUGUAUGCCGUCAUCGGUGGAAUGGUUUUUUAAAAACGGGGCACUUUUGUUCAAAGAUGGAAAGCUUAAAGGUGAACCUAUUGAUUAUUUGGGCUCUAACUUGCCUAGUGGAGGGACAAAUGAUGGUGCAUUUUGGAUAGAUUUACCUAAGGAUGAUAAUGCAAGACAAAAUGUUAAAAAUGGAAACUUGGAAAGUGCAGAGCUCUAUGUUCAUGUAAAACCAGCAUUGGGCGGAACAUUUACUGAUAUCGUCAUGUGGGUAUUUUGUCCCUUCAAUGGACCAGCCAACCUUAAGAUCGGGUUAAUGAGUAUACAGAUGAACAAAAUCGGGGAACAUGUAGGCGACUGGGAGCACUUCACCCUUCGGAUAAGUAACUUCACAGGAGAACUAUGGAAAGUGUAUUUUUCACAGCAUAGUGGCGGUGAGUGGGUUGAUGCUUUCAACUUGGAAUACAUUGAAGGUAAUAAGCCAAUUGUUUACUCGUCGAAACACGGGCAUGCAAGUUUUCCGCAUCCGGGUACUUACCUUCAAGGGGCGGCUAAACUCGGAAUAGGAAUUACGAAUGAUGCUGCUCGAAGCAAAUAUUUUGUGGAUUCGAGCACUAGGUACCAGAUUGUUGCAGCAGAGUACCUCGGAGAUGGGGUAGUUACAGAACCGUGUUGGUUGCAGUACAUGAGAGAAUGGGGUCCAACCAUAGUAUACGAUUCAAGAUCCGAACUGGAUAAGAUCAUUAGCCUCCUUCCAUUGUUGGUUCGAUUUUCGGUGGAGAACAUCUUUGACCUGUUUCCAACGGCACUGUACGGCGAGGAGGGGCCAACCGGACCAAAGGAGAAGGAUAAUUGGCUAGGAGAUGAAAGAAGUUAGCUUCUGAACUCGAUACCUUGCAUUCGAGUAUACAAAUCAUACUGGUUAAUCGUUGUGUUGUAUUCUUAGACCUGCGAAAGACUUAUUAUUUCACUGUGUUAGAUUGGUAGAACCGGUGACCGGAUUCCUUCUUCCAGAACAAAGGAUGCACUCAUGCUACUGGCACAAUUUGGUAUGCAUCUAAGCAUGCAUUUCUUGUGCUAUAGUAUACAAAUUCUUUUGAGGUGAAUAGAAAAGUAACUUCUGAUGCAACCGGAGCUUGAGCUGCAUGUUGAUAAAGAAUUGGAGUUGUAUAAAAUUCUUGUGUUUGGCAUUCAUUCUUAAAUAUAGUUAUGAUUAAAGCUUCUGUAC
Messenger RNA from Hibiscus syriacus, 2370 nucleotides. RefSeq lists its product as uncharacterized. The transcript has 2 exons. Lineage: Eukaryota; Viridiplantae; Streptophyta; Magnoliopsida; Malvales; Malvaceae. The record is from RefSeq and is a predicted model, not a curated record. The coding region runs from base 322 to 2019 and encodes 565 amino acids.